AUGUCAUCAUUUUGGGACGAGAAUUAUUUCCACAAUCGCUAUUCUAACGACGCAUGGGGAGUAAAUGAUGCGAAUGAGGAGGAGGUUGUGUCUGGAGUCCCUGUUGAUCAAAAAACACAAUUGCCAGACUUGAACGAGGCUCCGACUCCACCUAUUGAUGAACCAAAUUACACGGCACAUCAAGUGUAUCCGGAUUAUGGAUACGGGUAUGAAUCUCCGUACGUUCAACAAAGUGGAUACGGUGCUGAGAAUGCACCUGUUGAUGAACCGUAUUACCCGACACAGCAAUCAUAUGGGGGUGAGGGUGGAUACGGUGGAUAUGAUAGAUAUGGGGGUGAGGGUGGAUACGGUGGAUACGGAGGCUAUGGUGGAUACGAAGAAUACGGUGGAUACGGUUAUGAGACCCAUAACACACCAGUGUAUGAUGAUUAUGAACCAUCUACCCCGGGCAAUCCGUUUUAA
This is a messenger RNA of Helianthus annuus (common sunflower), 462 nucleotides long. Its product is annotated as shematrin-like protein 1. The transcript is spliced from 2 exons. The record is from RefSeq and is a predicted model, not a curated record. NCBI's taxonomy places the organism in Eukaryota, Viridiplantae, Streptophyta, Magnoliopsida, Asterales, Asteraceae. The coding region runs from base 1 to 462 and encodes 153 amino acids.